This is a messenger RNA of Malania oleifera, 1582 nucleotides long. RefSeq lists its product as uncharacterized. NCBI's taxonomy places the organism in Eukaryota, Viridiplantae, Streptophyta, Magnoliopsida, Santalales, Ximeniaceae. Gene Ontology annotation, molecular function: epoxide hydrolase activity. Bases 184 to 1362 code for a protein of 392 amino acids. The transcript is spliced from 13 exons. The record is from RefSeq and is a predicted model, not a curated record.
GACACAUGGCUGGCCGUAAAUCCAAGCCAAACAAAUCCCAUCACCUUUGCAAACCCCGUUGCCGAGCAGGCUCUCGGACAUCCGAGCCGUAUGGUCCGUAUCGCCAACUGAUCCAUUACGUUUGGUACCGCCUCCAGUUUGAAGUUUGAGCGCCUCCUUCCCCUUCCCACCAUAACCGUUACAAUGGCUGUGCAGGCUUAUACGUCUUUGCUCCCUUUCCCUCAAUUUCAAUUCCAAGUUCGUUAUCCUGUUGCAUCCCCGCCGUCUCUCGUCACCGGAUCGCGCAAAUCGCCGGCGGGACUGAGUUGCUCUUCAAGUCGUGAUCGGAAGGACGAUUAUCUGUUGGAUGCUCCUAUUUCGGUCGGUGAUGGCUUCUCUUUCAGUGGAGGAAAAUAUUCAGAUGAACCAAGCCGAGCAGAUGAAUGGUUUAAGCAAGGGAAGAUGGUGAAAGCUCAUCCUGUUCUUGGAUCUGGAGAAAAUGCUAAGGAUCCAAUUUUUGGACUUGCAAUGGGGGCUGGUUCUCAAGCCCCGGCUGAUGUUUUCAGAUGGUUUUGUGUUGAAGGUGGAAAUGCCGGUAACCCUUCAGUUAUACUCAUUCAUGGUUUUCCUUCACAGGCAUACUCUUAUCGCAAAGUUCUUCCUGUACUCUCCAAGAAUUAUCAUGCCAUUGCAUUUGAUUGGCUAGGCUUUGGAUUUUCAGAUAAGCCUCUACCAAGAUAUGGUUUUGACUACACUUUGAAAGAGUAUAUAUUAUCCUUGGAAUCCCUUAUUAAUAAACUUGCCAGUGAUAAGAUUGUGCUUGUUGUCCAGGGAUACUUUUCACCAGUUGUCAUCAAAUAUGCUUCCAAUCAUCAGGAAAAUAUUGACAAUCUCAUACUUCUCAAUCCUCCAUUGACAGCCGAACAUGCUAAUCUUCCAUCAACCUUAUCCAUAUUCAGCAACUUUCUUCUUGGCGAAAUUUUUUCUCAGGACCCUUUAAAGGCCAGUGAUAAAACUUUGGCAAGCUGCGGUCCUUACAAAAUGGAAGAGGAGGAUGCAAUGGUUUAUAGAAGACCUUAUCUCACCUCAGGGUCCUCUGGGUUUGCAUUGAAUGCAAUUAGUAGAGUCAUGAAGAAGGAGCUAAAGACUCAUGUGGAAGAAGCGAGGAUGAUACUAUUGGAUAAAGACUGGAAAGUCCAAACUACUGUAUUCUGGGGUCAAAGAGACCGCUGGUUGAGUUAUGAUGGAGUUGAGGAUUUCUGCAAGUAUUCAAACCAUACACUAGUUGAACUUCCAAUGGCAGGCCAUCAUGUACAGGAGGACUCGGGGGAGGAACUGGGAGGGCUUGUUGCUGAAGUCAUUAACAAAAGGGGUCGAAUUUAAACCCCUCUUUUUAAUUAGUGCUACUUCUUGCAUACCUUAAAACUGAGAUUGCCAACUUCUGCAAAGAAACUGAAAGCAUGUAUUGUACCCUCUCUCACCUUCAUGCGCCACUGCAUGGGGUGCGCCAUAUGGUAUAGGUAGGUGAGAUGGCGACUGAAAAUAUUUUUGCACACUUGUUCGGAAGCCUCGGGUUGGAUGAAGGAUUUUUUUUUUCAGGAAA